AUGAACGCGCGAAACCGAACGAUGCACAGGGAAUGGACGUCCGAGCGAUGGCAAGAGGCGGCGCAGAGCGGCUGGGCGCUGCCGUCCGACGCGGAGUGCGUCCGCAUGCUGCUGCGGGAGGGCUACGUCGACGCCUUCCGGGCGGCCCACCCGGGCGACGGAAGGGCUCUGGAGGCAGGGGCCGCCAAGUUCACCGCGCACGUGGGGCAUCCCAUGUACCGCAUCGACUACGCCUUCAUUAGCCGCGGCGCGGCGGGCGCCGGACUCCGGCUGCUCGGCGCGGCUGUCGACGGGUCUGCAGUCGGCAGCGACCACUUCCCGCUGGUGGUGGACCUGGAGUGGGCCAGCUCCGACGGGGCCCGCCCAAGGCUGUGA
Prorocentrum cordatum is the source of this 375-nucleotide messenger RNA. NCBI's taxonomy places the organism in Eukaryota, Dinophyceae, Prorocentrales, Prorocentraceae. The record is from the annotation of a GenBank genome assembly.